Nerophis lumbriciformis (worm pipefish) is the source of this 4815-nucleotide messenger RNA. The record is from RefSeq and is a predicted model, not a curated record. Lineage: Eukaryota; Metazoa; Chordata; Actinopteri; Syngnathiformes; Syngnathidae.
AUGGGGGACAAAGGAUUUUCCGUGCUUGUUGCAAUCCUCUGCAUUGUUUCCUUCGUCGUAAUGGUGCCCUUCGUUUAUGGAGACCUGAGUUAUUCUGUUCCAGAGGAGCUCAAGCAGGGAUCUGUUGUGGGAAAUUUAGCAAAAGAUCUUGGAGUCGAUCUGGUGAAUUUUGCAGCCCGAAAGCCUCGGUUUGAUUUUGAGGAAAUCCGGAGACGUUACUGUGGAAUUAAUAUGCGCACCGGAGAUGUGAUCACAUCGGAGAGGAUUGACAGGGAAAUCAUUUGUGGAACGAAACCUUCAUGUGUCAUAAAAGUCGAUCUGGUUAUGGAGAACCCUUUGGAGCUUCAACGUGUGAGUCUUCAUAUUCAAGAUAUAAAUGACAAUUCACCAAAAUUCCGUGAAAAGAUAAUUGAAAUGGAGAUAAGAGAGUCAGCAGAUAAGGGCAGUCGGUUUUCCAUUGAGGAGGCCAAUGAUGCAGAUAUAGGUCAAAAUGCUGUUCAACAAUAUAUUCUUCAAAGAAAUGGAAAUUUUAUUCUUUCUGUUGACAAAAACAAAGUCGAACUCGUUCUAGAAAAUAAGCUUGACCGAGAAAAACAAAGUGAGAUGAAUUUGCUUCUUACAGCUCUUGAUGGUGGCUCACCUCAGAAUUCAGGGACAGUAGUCAUACACGUCACUGUGCUGGACGCUAAUGAUAACGCCCCUGUGUUCAACAAAGCCGUUUAUAAAGCCACCCUGCCUGAAAACUCUCCUCCAGAUACAAUUGUGAUUAAUAUUAGUGCCACCGAUGCUGAUGAAGGAGUAAAUGGGGAUGUGACAUAUCAUGUUAGUCACAUAUCUAAUGAUGACACAAAUGUCUUCAAAAUUGAUUCCAAAACGGGUACAAUUAGGCUAUCAGGUAAGACUGAUUUUGAGGAGAAUAAUUCUUUUGAAAUGAAAGUUCAAGCUAAAGAUGGGCUAGGUCUGACGUCCUAUACGAAAGUUAUAAUAGAUAUUACUGAUGUGAAUGACAAUGCCCCUGUUAUAAAUAUAAAAUCUCUGUCCAAUCCAGUAGCCGAAAAUGUGUCACCCGGCACUGAGGUGGGCAUCAUUAAUGUUCAGGACAGAGACUCAGAAAAGAAUGGACAGGUCCACUGCUCCAUUGAACAAAACGCCCCCUUUAAGUUAGUUGCUUCUAUUCCCAACUAUUAUUCACUUGUAACUACGGGGCGACUGGACCGUGAACUGUUGUCUGAUUACAACAUUACAAUCAAUGCCGUUGAUGAAGGCUCUCCUCCUCUGUCCUCCUCUAAAACUCUUCACUUGUCUAUAGCAGAUAUUAACGACAACUCGCCCAUGUUUGAAGAAGAGUCCUACAGUGCAUUUGUGAGUGAAAAUAACAAAGCCGGCUCCACUUUAUGUUCCGUUAGUGCCCGAGACCCUGACUGGAGACAAAAUGGUAGCGUGAUUUAUUCUCUCUUAGUCGAUGAAGUGAAUGGUGCCCCGUUAUCCUCUUAUGUGUCUGUUAACGGAGACACUGGGCUGAUCCAAGCCGUCAGGUCUUUCGAUUAUGAACACUUGAGGAGUUUUAAAGUUCACAUCAUGGCCAGGGACAAUGGUUCUCCUCCACUGAGUAGCAACGUCAGCGUCAGUGUGUUCGUCUCGGAUGUGAAUGACAACGCUCCUCAGAUACUGUACCCCAACACGGAUGGCAAUUCCUUCAUGACUGAGCUGGUCCCUAAAGCUGCACAAGGUGGCUCUGUGGUGUCCAAAGUGAUUGCGGUGGAUGCGGACUCUGGACAGAAUGCCUGGUUGUCCUAUCAUAUAAUCAAGUCUACAGAUCGGGGACUUUUUACCAUUGGUCUUCACAGUGGAGAGAUCCGGACCCAGCGGGAUAUUUUGGAAUCCGACAGCAUGAAACAGAACCUGAUUGUGGCAGUGAAAGAUAAUGGACAGCCCCCUCGCUCUUCCACCUGCUCCAUGUAUUUACUUCUUUCUGAUAACUUGGCUGAGGUUCCAGAACUGAAGGACAUCUAUUACGAGGAGAAGAAUUCAAAACUGACCUCUUAUCUUAUUAUUGCUCUGGUGUCUGUGUCCACCUUCUUUCUGACAUUCAUCAUCAUCAUCCUGGGCGUGAGGUUUUGUCGCAGGAGAAAGCCCAGACUGUUGUUUGAUGGAGCUGUUGCCAUUCCCAGUGCAUAUCUCCCUCCUAAUUAUGCCGAUGUUGACGGUACAGGAACUUUACGCAGCACCUACAACUAUGACGCAUACUUGACAACAGGCUCCAGGACCAGUGACUUUAAGUUUGUGUCUUCAUACAAUGACAACACGCUGCCUGCUGAGCAGACGCUGAGAAAAAGUCCAAGUGAUUUUGCUGAUCCUUUUGAAGAUUUUGAGCCCUCUGUGGAGGCAGGCUUUGUCACCAUGGGAUAUCUUGGAUUUUCAGAACACCGGAUCGUUUUUAUUUUUGCCUUCUUUGUUCCAGUGCACAUCGUGCAUGGAGAUCUGAGCUAUAGUCUUCCCGAGGAGCUGAAACGCUCGUCUGUUGUUGGAAAUAUAGCCAAAGAUCUUGGUGCUGAUCCGAGGACGCUGUCAACACGGAAUGCCCGUGUUAAUGUGGCGGGGACAAGUAAGCAGUAUUUUGCGGUUAAUCUGAGUACAGGAGAUUUGAUCACAUCGGAGAGAAUAGAUAGAGAAAGCCUUUGUGGGAAGAAGCCAUCUUGCAUUAAUAAGAUUGAUCUAGUGUUAGAAAAUCCUCUUGAGCUUCAUCGUAUAAAUCUUCAUGUUCAAGAUGUGAAUGACAAUUCCCCCAAAUUUAAAAAUAAUUUGAUUGAAAUGGAAAUACGGGAGUCAGCAGAAAAGGGCAGUCGUUUUGCAAUUGAGGAGGCCCAUGAUGCAGAUAUAGGCAAAAAUGAUGUUCAAAGAUACAUUCUGCAAAAGAACAACAACUUUAUUCUCUCUGUUGACAGCAACAAAGUUGAACUUGUGUUGGAAAAUAAAUUGGACCGAGAAAAGCAAAAUGAGAUCAAUUUGCUUCUCACAGCUUUAGAUGGUGGCUCCCCUCAGAGAUCGGGUACAGUCAUCAUACACGUCACUGUGCUUGAUGCAAACGAUAACGCCCCUGUGUUCACUCAGACCACGUAUAAAACCACACUGCCUGAAAACUCUCCUUUUAGCACAUUCGUGAUUAAUGUUAGUGCGACUGAUGCUGAUGAGGGAGUGAACGGAGAUGUGACGUAUGAUUUUGGCCAUGUAUCUGACGUAGAUAAUUUAUUUUCUAUUGAUCCAGCAUCAGGGGAAAUUAAAGUAAGUGGUUUAAUUGAUUUUGAGGAAACUAUUUCUUUUGAAAUAAAAGUAGAAGCCAAAGAUGGUUUAGGUUUGACCUCAUAUGCCAAAGUUGUAAUAGAUAUUACUGAUGUAAAUGACAAUGCCCCUGCCAUCAAUUUAAUGUCACUGACCAAUCCAGUAGCAGAGAAUGUCUCACCCGGUACUGAGGUGGGCAUCAUAAACGUGCAGGACAGAGACUCGGAUAAGAACGGACAGGUGCACUGCUUGAUUCAAGAAAACGUCCCCUUUAAGUUAGUUCCUUCUAUUUCAAACUAUUAUUCUCUGGUGACAACUGCACAACUGGAUCGUGAACUGGUGUCUGAUUACAACAUUACCAUCAGUGCCACUGACGAGGGCUCUCCUCCUCAGUCCUCCACUAAAAGUCUUCACUUGUCUGUAGCAGACAUCAAUGACAACCCACCCAUAUUUGACGUGGAGUCCUACAGCGCUUAUGUGAGUGAAAAUAACAAAGCCGGCUCCACUUUAUGUUCCGUUAGUGCCCGAGACCCUGACUGGAGACAGAAUGGCAGUGUGAUUUAUUCUCUGUUGGCUGCUGAAGUAAACGGUGCCCCAGUGUCCUCCUAUGUGUCCGUUAAUGGAGACACGGGAGUCAUCCACGCCGUCAGGUCAUUUGAUUAUGAACACUUGAAAAGUUUUCAAGUCCACGUCAUGGCCAGAGACAACGGUUCUCCUCCACUGAGCAGCAAUGUCAGCGUCAGUGUGUUUGUCUCAGACGUGAACGACAACGCCCCUCAGAUCCUGUACCCUGCCCCGGAGGGCAACUCCUUCAUGACUGAGCUGGUCCCCAAAGCUGCUCACGGAGGCUCUGUAGUGUCCAAAGUGAUAGCAGUGGACGCAGACUCCGGACAGAAUGCCUGGCUCUCAUAUCAUAUAGCCAAGUCCACAGAUCCGGGACUUUUCACAAUUGGUCUCCAUAGUGGAGAGAUCAGGACCCAGCGGGACAUUAUGGAAUCUGACAGCAUGAAACAGAACCUGAUUGUGGCAGUGAAAGAUAAUGGACAGCCCCCUCGCUCAGCCACCUGCUCCAUGUAUUUACUUCUUUCUGAUAACUUAGCUGAGGUGCCGGAACUGAAGGACAUUUCUUAUGAGCAAAAUAAUUCCAAACUGACCUCUUAUCUGAUCAUUGCCCUGGUGUCUGUGUCCACCUUUUUUCUGACCUUCAUCAUCAUCGUCCUUGGUGUUAGAUUUUGUCGUCGGAGAAAGCCCAGGAUGUUGUUUGACGGAGCAGUUGCUAUCCCAAGCGCAUAUCUCCCUCCUAAUUAUGCAGAUGUUGAUGGAACUGGAACUUUACGAAGCACCUACAACUAUGACGCUUACUUGACAACAGGUUCCCGAACUAGUGACUUUAAGUUUGUGUCGUCGUACAAUGACAACACGCUGCCUGCUGAGCAGACUCUGAGAAAAAGUCCAACAGAAUUCCUCGAUGCUUUUGGUGACAUUGAUGAGGUAAGCCUCAAAAUAUUUUCCUAUAUGACAUAUUCUACUUCAUAA